Mixia osmundae IAM 14324 is the source of this 2508-nucleotide messenger RNA. RefSeq lists its product as uncharacterized. NCBI's taxonomy places the organism in Eukaryota, Fungi, Basidiomycota, Mixiomycetes, Mixiales, Mixiaceae. The transcript is spliced from 11 exons. Gene Ontology annotation, molecular function: calmodulin binding; calmodulin-dependent protein phosphatase activity. Gene Ontology annotation, biological process: fungal-type cell wall organization; calcineurin-mediated signaling. Bases 385 to 2331 code for a protein of 648 amino acids. Gene Ontology annotation, cellular component: cytoplasm; calcineurin complex. The record is from RefSeq and is a predicted model, not a curated record.
CGCGACUGGCCGGGCGACGAGGACAGGCGUUGCUAAAACCCCGCAGAGAGGUCUUUCCAUCGCUCCGAUCGGCCUUGUGAGCGAUCGGACAGAGGAUCUCUGCAGCGAUCGCGCGAUAGCGACUCGUCUCGCUCUUGCAAUCGAGACAGGAUCCCAUUCGAGCUCGACCGUUCCUGUGGCGUACCCGCUCCACUGACGCCUCGUCAGAGGCUGCACUCGCUUCGUGAGGGCAAUCCCCAGAGCUCGAAUAAGGCUGGUCUGUUGACUACUAGUCUGACACAUCAAGGCUCGGCCAGUCUAAUCCAAUCCAUCCGGGCAGCCGGCACUGCUCAUUCUUGAUCCUCACACCUCUCACAGCCGCCCUUGUGCCCGACGACAUACGUCAUGGACCAGGCGACGAAGAAGCAGAGGCAGCAAGCCGCGAUCUCACAGAUCAGAAAUAAGCCACCCGUGCCUGCCAUCGAUUUCACCCAACAUGUUCAGGAGGAUGGCACCGCUGUCUCUACCACAGAACGAGUCAUCAAGGAGGUCGUCGCGCCGGCCUUCCAUGUACCGACAGACGAGCAGUUCUACACUUCCUCUGACAAGUCCAUGCCGGACAUUGCCUUUCUCAAGAACCACUUUUACCGCGAAGGCAGAUUGACGGAGGAGCAAGCGCUCUUCAUCCUGAGUAAAGCGACAGAAGUGCUCAAGACAGAACCCAAUCUGCUCGAAGUCGACGCGCCCAUCACAGUCUGCGGCGAUAUACACGGUCAAUACUUUGACCUCAUGAAGCUCUUCGAAGUCGGCGGAAAUCCAGCCGACACGCGGUAUCUCUUCCUAGGCGAUUACGUCGACCGAGGCUACUUCUCCAUCGAAUGUGUCCUGUAUCUCUGGGCGCUCAAGAUCCAUUAUCCGACGACGCUGUUCUUACUGAGAGGCAAUCACGAGUGCCGGCAUUUGACAGACUACUUUACCUUUCGCUUAGAGUGCAAGCACAAAUAUUCCGAAGUGGUCUACGAUGCCUGCAUGGAGUCCUUCUGUUCUCUACCACUUGCUGCCGUCAUGAACAAGCAGUUCCUCUGUAUCCACGGCGGUCUCUCCCCAGAGCUCAACACGCUCGACGAUCUCCGUCACAUCAAUCGCUUCAGGGAGCCACCUACAAAUGGUCUCAUGUGCGACAUACUCUGGGCGGAUCCUCUCGAAGAAUUCGGCAUCGAAAAGAAUGAGGAGGGCUUCGUGCACAAUCAUGUCAGAGGCUGCUCUUUCUUCUUCAGCUACCACGCGGCAUGCGCAUUCCUCGAGCGCAACGGUCUACUAUCUAUCAUCAGAGCCCACGAGGCACAGGAUGCUGGAUAUCGAAUGUAUCGCAAGACAAAGACGACGGGCUUUCCUUCGGUCAUGACAAUCUUCUCCGCGCCCAAUUAUCUGGACGUCUACAACAACAAGGCUGCCGUGCUCAAGUACGAGAAUAACGUGAUGAACAUCAGACAAUUCAACUGCACGCCACAUCCAUACUGGCUGCCCAAUUUCAUGGACGUCUUUACGUGGUCAUUGCCCUUUGUCGGCGAGAAGAUUACGGAUAUGCUCAUCGCUCUGCUAGGCAUCUGCAGCAAAGAGGAGCUCGACGAGGAAGAAGAGGAGGAAGAGGUGCUCGAUGAGGAGGAUGCAGAGAUGGAAGGCGCGACACCUGAAGAGAACGCGGAACGGCGCAAGAUUAUCAAGAACAAGAUUCUCGCCGUCGGCAAGAUGUCGAGAGUCUUCUCCGUCUUGCGAGAAGAAUCAGAAGCCGUUUCUGAGCUCAAAUCCAUCUCUGGCACUUCUGAUCUUCCAUACGGCACACUGGCCAACGGGGCAGAAGGCAUCAAGGACGCCAUCACUGGCUUUGACGAUGCUCGCAAGUCUGAUAUCGAGAACGAACGCCUGCCACCCGAUCUGUACGAGGCUACAGAUGAAGACUUUGCUUCGCCGAUGAGCACGCCUGCUGCCUCCAUCCCGCCCAGCCCAAGUGGCAUGUCACUCGAGGAUCACUCCACAACGCCCUCGAGUCCCGUCAUGUCUGACUCUGCCGGUCGAGUGCCCGGCUCACCCUCGAUGGACACCGAAGGAAGCAGCACGGGCGUCAAGAAGCGAGACAGCUUCAAGCGUGGACACUCUCGCUCUGGCAGUCUGGGCACCACCAUGACCUCGCCCAGCACACGAAGGCGGUCUCUGGAGAACACGAUCAGCAUGAUCAGAGAAGCGAUGGAAUCCAAAGAUCAGAAGAUGGAGGAUCUCGCAAACGGCGUGGCUUAUGCUGCCGAAGCCCAGGAAGAAUCUUCGAGCAGACCCAGCACGCCUCGCAAAUCUUAGUCUGACGGUGACGUUGUAAUGACUCGUUCGCAUUUUGCAUACAAAGAUUCUCUACACCACGAAUGCUUACAAUCUCGAUAUGAGGCAUGAUGGUCAGCGGAAGAGGUGGGCUAGACGCCGUUGGUCAGCUUGUGAUCGAGAUCCAUGCUGCUCGCUCCGUUGACGAGUUCUUCGUCU